AGUUAAACAAGGGACUCAGUAUGCUCUUUGAUUUAACGGAGCUCAGUCUGCACCGUGAUGAAAAAAAGGGGAGGGGAGGAAAAGAUUCUGAUCACAUGACAACAAAGUAAUUCUGAAAGUAUGCUGGCAGUGCAUUGCCCACAGCCACAGAAAUAUAAACGUCCUUCACUGCGAGUGAUCGUGUCCAUGUAACGAGCGUCAUUUUCAGAGCUUUGAGUCGCUCCGCAGCAUCGGACUGGUGGAUACAAACAGAAGACGAGCGGGUGACGAAAGCAAAAAAAAAAAAUGUCUAAUCACACUGCAGACUUGUUCAACACUGAGAGGAGCACCACACCUCCAUUUAAUGACAGCUCAACCAUCAUGGCCACUUCCAUUUCAACAGUCUUGCAUACCAAUGAGUUAGAUGUAAUUGCAGCCAAUGAUAUGACCUCCAGAGCAAACUAUGUCUACAGUUUCUUGGCUGGGCUGGGCUUCAUUGCGGGAUGCUUCCUGCUCUACAGCUUCAUUCAGACCUACAGAGCCCAAAGACGGCUAGCCUGGCUCGACUGCCUGCUCUGGGCCUACUGUGGCCUGCAGAUGCUACUCCUACUCUUGUCUCUCCAUGCUGUGGCUUAUAGGCCUGGCUACCUGCGGACCACAGGUUUGGGCUGUGCCAUUCUCUCCUUCAAUAUCAACGCAAUCUCUCUAUGCAGCCUGUUGGUCUUAGUGCUGGUGGCUCACGUCCUAACUCUGGAUCCGCCAUCCCACGCCCUGCUGAGGAAGCCUAGGAUCUGCGUGGCUCUGGUAACCCUGACUUCCAUCCUUAUUUCUGUGCUGCUGGCUGGGCUUCGCGGACCCUGCCAUGGUCUGCAGGAAGAGAGCACUUGUUUUAUGGAUCUAGUUAGUGCUGGUGUUUUGUAUCCAGCUACUAGGUUGUGCUUAGUUUUUCUGAUUCCCUACAUCGUCCAACUGGGACUUUUGAUAGGUGGCUGCUUCCGUCAGUGGAAAUCUAAAGGACGUUUUCUCUCCGGCUCUGAAGAGGGUCCUAUGUUCCUGACAGUCACAGUGGUUGUGUUUUUCUGCCAGCUCUUUUACAGCGUGGUGCUGGUGAGAGGAGCACAACUUGGGAAGGAGGAGCUGAGCCCUCAUGAGCGAGCAUUUGUGAGCGUGGCCGAGUUUGUGCUGUUCUCGGGGAGCAGCACCAGCCUGCUGCUCGUGCUGCUCAUGCACAGGCCGUUUCGAGAGAGUCUCUACGGAGCGCUUAGGCAGCUGAGAGAUUGCUGUCGAAGUCCAGGGCGCACGCAGCCCAACAGAAACAUCAUAGCUCCCCACAUCGAGAUCACGGACACCCUGCAGGACAUAGAGUCAUAGAGGACAAAAACACUCCUCUUUGACAAGAGAACUCUUCUGAUGCAGUCAAUUAAAGACUUUGAACAUCUGAUAGAUUAGACAUAUUCUUACUAUAUUUUUUUAAACACUUUAGCUGGUUAUUUUGCUCUUAGGUGACAAUGUACAUGUUUUUACAUAUACGCAUUCUAAUUUUUAAUGUCUCCAGUAGCUGAAAGCUGGCAAAACUAUUUGGGAAACAUUUGCUAAAAUAUUUUUGUUUUGGUUUAUUGUGUAUUUUUACUAUACAAUAAGUAAGUGAAUAUUCUGCUGUACAUCAUCACAUCUGUGCAACAUACUGGUACAGUCCGUAAUGUUCCUAUAAUAACAAUAUGUUUAUAUAUGAAUUAGGCAGUCAAAAAUGACUUACUGUUUGUAUGAUGUACAGUCUUAUAUGUCUUUUACCUGCUCUUGAACACACCUCUCUUCUAUGAGAACAAACUCUCUUUCCAAGAAAAGAUCUGCACAGAACCUCAUUGAGACUAAAUGCCUGGAAAAACCUCUGCAAUUCCCAAAAUGCCAAAUAGGAAACAUUCAGUAGAGGAAAAUAUAAGCCAGAUUCCAAGUUUAGUACCACAGUGUCAAUGUUCUUCAUGUCAUUACUGUUAAAGCUGUAAAAGAACCAAAACAAGUGACCAACUUUCCAACUCCUUUCAAGAAAGUGAUGGGCACCAGUUCUAGGAAUAACUGACUUGCAUGGAUCAUGUAGUGCAUUGGUGCCAAGACAAAAUAGCACAAAACCAGGGACCAGUAGGAAAAUUAACAUAGGAACCGGGUUGCACAAGAUGUUGGCAUCACGUGAAAUGUCAGACCUCAUUCACACAGUUAAAAUCAUAGUGGCAUAGAUAUAACAUAUAUACAUAUAUAUAUAUAUAUGUUUGUGUGUGUGUGAGAGAAAAUCUUCAGAUGCUACAGCAAUAACAUGGUAAAUCUUCUACAGUCUCAAACAGGUGUAUGAAAUCCAAAACACAAAGCAAAAGCUAAUUUAACUUUCUUUUGGUGCUAAGUACUCUGAAUCCAGAAAAAAUAUUCCCGUCUGUCCUUCAUCUUGUUUAGUGUAAAUAUGCUGUCAGCCUGUCUUCACUAUAAGUGCCGCAAUUCCCAUAUUUAUAUAUUUCAACUUUCCACAAUCAUAGUCGCAUUCACACUUCAGUGCCAGUGUUGACAAGUUGGUUUGAGGUUCUAACAUGACAUAAUUACUUUUGCAGUAUAAUAAUUUCUUAGAAAAACACAUACCAGUGUACAAUAUGAUCAAUUACUGUAUUGCUAAUAAAGUGAAGCCAAAGUCAUGAUAUUUUCAUGUUGGGCUAAAGAGAUCUGAUUUGUGUGUGUGUGUGAGAGAGAGUGUGUCAGCAUUGUGCAUUUGUGUACCUUACUGUAAGUGGUGGGUGGUACCACAACACGUCUCUAGAUUUACUGUAACACCUGAUAUAGUCACAACCACAAGGACGGGGAGGAUUAGACAAUGCAACCCAAGAACACUACAGUUAAAGAAGAAAGUGUGGCCAUCAACACCACUGUACAUCUAGAAGACCACUGUGCAGAAAGAGGAAACGGAUGGCAACACAGACUUCUCAGGGGCUAAAAACCUGUGGGAAACUAAGAACUACAGCAACUUAAAAGAUCAACACAAUAGUGGAAUGUGGACAUGACCAUGCAAGUGGACUACAGACUCAUAACUGAAUAUAACUUGACUGCUCAACUAAAUGACACACAAACAGCAGUUGUCUCUGAUUUCCUGCAUGCGGCUUUAGAGAGCCAUCAGCAUUAUAAUAUUAGUCUCCUGUUCUCCAGUCUCUACACUAUAAUCCUGUUCCCUGUUGGCUUCAUUGGGAACAUCCUCAUCUUGGUGGUCAACCUGGACCACAAAGGCCGUUUGUCAGCCCCAGAUCUCUACUUUGUGAACCUGGCCAUGGCCGACCUCAUCCUUGUGGCUGACUCUCUAAUUGAAGUGUUCAACCUGAAGCAGGGCUACUACGAAAUUGCCAGCCUCUGCACCUUCAUGAAUCUUUUCCAGCAGGUCAACAUGUAUAGCAGCAUCUUCUUCUUAACCUGGAUGAGCUUUGACCGGUUUGUAGCACUGACUGGCUUCAUGGGUCGCAGCAUGCCACGCGCACGCCUCAGCUGCUGCCUUAUAUGGACGUCUUCGUCUUUGCUGACCAUGCUUCCUUUUGCUAUAGCUCAAAGUCAGCACGCUGGUGAACUCCAUUUCUGUUUCGCUAACGUGACCCAGAUUCAGUGGCUGGAGGUGAUGCUGGGUUUCUUGCUGCCUUUCUGCAUCUUGGGUGUGUGCUACUGGAGGAUAGCACAGGUGCUCCAGCAGAGCCAGAGGCAGCAAGGAGGCCCGCAUCAGAGGCCUCGCAGACAGAAAGCCCUGCGGAUGAUUUCAGCAGCUGUGUGCAUCUUCUUCCUCUGCUGGCUCCCAGAAAAUGUGUUUGUAAGUGUUCACCUUCUAAGAGGUGACACAGACGGUGGCACUCUGUGGGAGGACUACCCCCUGACAGGUCAUGUGGUCAGGCUGGCUGCAUUUUCCAACAGCUGCCUGAACCCACUCAUCUAUGGUUUCCUUGGGGAGACCUUUCAGGAUAAACUGAGGAUUUUUCUCCAGCAGAGAAGCAGAUGGACCAAGCUGUACAGGUCAACCUCCAGAAAACCUAUCUACGUAUCAGCUGCAAGCACCAGCAUACAUGAAACACACGAUAGACCAAGCCAGUCCACAAAUUUAAGCUCAAACAUCCCUCCACAAACUGUUUUACUCCCCUCAAAUAAAUACAGUGGGUCACACAGAUAAUAGAUAGCAACAUGUCUGUGCUAUGAGCGUAAAGACGGUUAUUAUUAAUAACAAUUCAAAUGUUGUGGAAGCUUUUCUGAAUACAUUAAUUGCAACAUUCUUACCUCAAUUGGCUUUGCCUUCUGCAGUUGAUCUGUCAUUUGUUUCUUUUUUCGUUUCUUUUCCUGUUUUUUAUCAUCUGUUGUGAUCUGUACAGGAGCCUCCUGAAUUGAAUAAAAAUUUUAUAUUAUUAUUA
Messenger RNA from Scatophagus argus, 4391 nucleotides. RefSeq names its product G-protein coupled estrogen receptor 1-like. Gene Ontology annotation, molecular function: nuclear estrogen receptor activity; G protein-coupled receptor activity. The transcript has 3 exons. The record is from RefSeq and is a predicted model, not a curated record. NCBI's taxonomy places the organism in Eukaryota, Metazoa, Chordata, Actinopteri, Scatophagidae. Bases 3014 to 4156 code for a protein of 380 amino acids. Gene Ontology annotation, cellular component: membrane. Gene Ontology annotation, biological process: G protein-coupled receptor signaling pathway; cellular response to estradiol stimulus.